ACGGAUUUUUACAAUUUACACAGACCACAGACUACUGACGCAUCGUGGGACGCUCUAAUUCGCGCUGUUAAUUAUUUUUUCAUAUUUGUUUCCUUGUAAUACAGGUGUUUUAUAGAAAUAUUUUAAUUACUGGGUUUGAAUUUGACUGUCUCCUUAUUUUGAUUCAAAAAUCAAAUCUAGUUUCAGACAAUGUCGGGUAUCGCAAGUGCACGUUUAGCCGAGGAGAGAAAAGCUUGGCGCAAGGACCAUCCCUUUGGUUUCGUCGCCAGACCUAUGAAAAAUCCAGAUGGAUCAUUGAACCUUAUGACUUGGGAAUGCGCGAUUCCUGGUAAAAAGGGGACACCAUGGGAAGGUGGAUUAUACAAGUUAAGAAUGAUCUUCAAAGACGAUUACCCCUCAAGUCCUCCCAAGUGUAAAUUUGAGCCACCUCUCUUCCAUCCCAACGUGUACCCUUCUGGAACAGUUUGUUUAUCACUACUAGAUGAAGAGAAAGACUGGCGUCCGGCCAUCACCAUCAAACAAAUCCUUCUCGGUAUCCAAGAUCUCCUGAAUGAGCCGAAUGUAAAGGAUCCUGCACAAGCUGAAGCAUAUACAAUCUAUUGCCAAAACCGGCUAGAAUAUGACAAGAGAGUAAGAGCACAGGCGCGUGCUAUGGCUGCAACUGAAUGAAUCCCUCAUGCAUUCUACAACAUUCCUUAACCCAGCAGGAAUGCAGUGACCAGCUUUGGUAGCAGGGGAUUGUUUUGGUUUUGUAUAAAGUUAGGUAUCAACUAUGUUCCCCAAACUAGUCCUGCACUCCUGUACUGCUCAACAGUUCAAGAGAUCUUUGCAAAUAAUAUGUUCAGCAAACACACAUUACUCUCACUCAACUUAUUUCCGAGCAAGGGAAGAUAAUAUUAACUAGGGAGGACUGUGAAAUCCAACAAGUUUGGGAACAUGGUAGAUAAAUGCAUCCAAACUAUGAAUAAGAAAGCCAUAUUUUCUAUAUCUGUCAACUGUCACUUGAAAAUAACAGUUUACAUGGAAAAUACUUCAUAAAUAAUGAUUGGUUUCUAUAUUUCAUAAUAAAAUACAGUGAAACUAUACUAAAAAAUAUAUUAACUUAAUUGAAUUAUUUUUCUAGCUUAGAUGCCACAACAUGGUCGACAUAUUCCUAUUUGUAAUUUGGAGGCAUAACUAGCUAAAUAGAUUUGUUCAGAUCACUUUUAUAUAAAUUAUAUUGUUGCUAAGGAAUCAAUAUUGAACACAUUAAGUAUCCAUUUUAUAUACAAAAAGUUACAUGUAGCAUAAAUUCAUUUGUGCCUAAUGCCUAAAUUACGUAACUAUUAUGCAAUCAUUACAACAGUCACACUAUUUAUUCUUAUUUGCUGACAGUAUUGAGCUUAUUGAUAAAAUCCACACAUUCUGGGCUGGAUUUAUCUUUAAGCUUGCUGAUAUUGGAUUGUGGUUCUUGCAUUGUUUGCUUCAAAGUUUUGUAAUAGAAAACAAAUUAUUGCUCAGAAGAUUCACUGGCUAUGUAGGCACUUGUGAUAUAACUUUUGAUACAAUAGAGAUUGGAUUUCAUGAUAAAAUUAUCUUGCAUAUAUAUGUAGUUGUAUUGGGACUUUAUAGAGUGUAUACUUUGCCUUUGCUCAGACUCAAGAUUGAGCUAAAACGAGACAGUUUUAUGAGAGAGAUAUACAUCUGUCUCGUUUUAACUCUGUCUUAAGUUUAAGCAAAGUCAGAGUGUGCUCUAUAGAUAUUACCUUUAGUAGCCACAUUAAUUUAAAAAAAAACUUAAAUAAAAGUACUUUUGCCACAUUAAUUGAAUGUUAGGUCCUCUUGCUUCAAAGUUGGUUCGAAAAGAAAUUAGGUUUAAGUAGUGUUAAAGUAUUUACUAUUGUAAAACAUUGUUCUCAGUAAAUAAUUUAACAAAAUUUAAUAAAUUAGAAAUCAAACUUAGUUUACACAUGUUUUAAGCUCUGUAUGUCAUUCUGAUAUUAAGCAGUAU
Molecule: messenger RNA, 1990 nt
Organism: Maniola jurtina (meadow brown)
Lineage: Eukaryota; Metazoa; Arthropoda; Insecta; Lepidoptera; Nymphalidae
Gene: lwr
Product: SUMO-conjugating enzyme UBC9-A
Exons: 4
Coding region: 190-669 (159 amino acids)
Biological process (GO): protein sumoylation
Cellular component (GO): nucleus
Molecular function (GO): SUMO conjugating enzyme activity
Source: RefSeq, a predicted model, not a curated record